ACAGUUGUAGAGUCAAGUCAGCACAAGUUCGGUGGAGCCCAUUAAACUGUCCUUGCAGAAUGAGAAGGGCGAGAGAGGCGGACAGCUGUUUCAUUCGAGGGAACCUGGUGGAUCACCAGCUGGAUUGCUUUCCAAACAUCGCAGGCUGACUGCACCUUUCACUGCCCCGAACCGCAGACGCACUCAGCAUGGAUACGCCGGAAGCCUUCUUCGAUGGCGGCAAUGAAAUGAUGUCUGGAGGGAGGGGCAAGUCAGCUCUGAUUUGGCCACAAUGCCCUCUGGCUGGGAGCAGCCAGAAAGUCAGAGAGGACAAUGGGAAACCCGACUCCAGACGAGCCACUGACUUCAGCGUGAUCUACGGCAAAGAUCUGCUUCCCGACCGUGAUGGCGAGGAACUGACCCAAGGUUUCCUCCAAGCCCUGGUGAACAUCCUCCUCGCACACGUCAAGACGACCUUUGACCGGAGCACCAAAGUGCUCGACUUCCAUCACCCUCACCAGCUCAAGGAAGGCCUGGAAGGGUUCAGCCUAGAACUUCCAGAGCAUCCUGAGAACCUGGAGCAGCUGUUGGUGGACUGUAGAGACACGCUGAAGUAUGGAGUGAAAACUGGUCACCCGCGCUACUUCAAUCAGCUCUCGUCGGGGCUGGAUGUCGUCGGCCUGGCAGGCGAGUGGGUGACAUCAGCGGCCAACACCAACAUGUUCACUUUUGAAAUCUCCCCAGUAUUUAUCCUCAUGGAGGAGGUCCUUCUGAAGAAGAUGCGAGAGAAAGUGGGCUGGGCGCAUGGGGAAGGAGACGGAAUCUUCUGUCCUGGUGGUUCCAUGUCCAACCUGUACAGCAUCUUGGUGGCUCGGUACAGGUACUUCCCGAAGACGAAGACACAGGGGAUGGCAUGUGCUCCAAGACUGGCCCUCUUUACGUCUGAGCAUAGCCACUAUUCGAUCAGAAAGGCUGCUGGUGUCCUGGGAAUUGGAACCGAGAAUGUUUUUUUGGUAAAAUGUGACAAGAGAGGGAAGAUGAUCGUUUCUGACCUAGAAUCCAGCAUCGCAAGAGCAAUGACUGGGGGAUGGGUCCCCUUUUACGUCAAUGCCACGGCCGGCACCACCGUGUAUGGGGCCUUUGAUCCUCUCCCGGGAAUCGCCGACGUCUGCGAGAGACAUGGGCUCUGGAUGCACGUUGACGCCGCAUGGGGGGGAGGUCUCCUCCUGUCCAGGAGACAUGCUGGGAAACUGCGAGGGAUCGAGAGGGCUACCUCUGUCACAUGGAAUCCCCACAAACUGAUGGGCGUUCCCCUGCAGUGCUCGGCCAUACUGCUGAGACAGAAGGGGCUUCUGCAGGAGUGCAACCAGCUCUGCGCGGAAUACCUCUUCCAGCCAGACAAGCACUACGACAUCACAUACGACACGGGGGACAAGUCGAUCCAGUGCGGACGGCACGUCGAUGUCUUCAAACUCUGGCUGAUGUGGAAAGCCAAGGGGUCCGAAGGCUUUGGAUCUCAGGUCAACUGGUGCUUGGAGAAUGCAGAGUACCUGUUCAAUAAGCUGGAAAAAAGGACCGACUUUGAACUAGUCUGUAAAACUAAACCCGAACACAGCAAUGUUUGCUUCUGGUACCUUCCGCCAAGUAUAAGAACAAUGGCCCGAGGACCACAGAGGGACAGCCGCCUACACGAGAUCGCCCCCAAGAUAAAAGCCGCCAUGAUGGAAGAUGGGAUGCUUCUGAUCGGAUACCAGCCACUGGGAGAGAAGCCCAACUUUUUCCGAUGCGUCUUCUCCAACCCGGCCACCAGCAAAGAGGAUGUGGACUUUUUGAUAGACGGGAUCGUGAGACUGGGAUGUGCCCUUUGAAGGAUGUGUGUGCGGCAAACGUGCGGGAAGGAAAUCAGUCAUAGAAACACUGAAAAAACAUGGGUACAUACAUGGGAUGUGGCUGCGGUAUUUUUCCAUUUUCCAUUACUGCUUAGCAUGUUUUUCCUCCGGAGUCAUUAUCAUCAGAUUCAUUCAUUGGCAGAAAGGCCUGUCCUUUUCGGCCGAGUUUCAUCCCAUACUUCAGACGAGCACAAAAGCCCUUUUCAAGUCCGCUUUCACAAAAGAGACCAUUAUGGAUGAAGCUCUCAUGGUCACAGGAAGAUUAAACACAUUAGGGUGACUCCCAUGAAAGCAGGACAGAAUAAUCCAUUGAGAGAAUAGCUUUCUAAUGGUUUUGAUGAGUUACAGGGUGGCCUCGCUCCCCUGAGGGGUGUGCUGUGGGCUCUUACCCCCCCGGUCCUGCGUGUGACUCUAUAUGUCCCUCCCUGCAUUUCCCUGGUUUUUACCACAGCUACUCUAUUGUCCUGUUACCUACACACAAAGGCUGGGUGUGGAAUUUCUGGGUCAGAUCGGCACGCUACAUGUCAGGCUCGCCACGAUGGAUCCAUGACUUUGUGAUAUUAUAUCUGAGACAUUGGCUAGCUACUACAGGCAUAAUGUUUGUGCAGUAGCUUGUGAGUACAAAGAAAGAAAAUGCAGAUACAGGGGGGGGUGCAAAAUAGUAGAGGCCAGUAAAUGUAUCCGUACAAGCCUCUUUACACUGGGUCUGGGGGGGAGGGGGGGUAUGGUGCUACAGGACAUAUAUAUUUAUACAUAUUUAUACACAUAUAUUCGCCGACCAAUGAAAACUAGAUGUCCACUUUCUGACGAUGCUCAUUAGGUUGGACUGAACGUUCUCCAGCCUUUCUUCUCUACAAUCCCUCUGAGUAUGGUUCUUCAGCUGUACGCCUGAUCCUCAGCUGAUCAUCUUGAUCAGCAGAUUGAGGUGCUUGCCUUGAGCAUGAAAGUGUAAAUAAAGGCAUCCUGCUUUAGCUCCGGACUUGGGAAGGUGAUACCUAUUAUACUAUUAAAGAGAGGAACACAUGCAUGUGUAAUUAGGGGCAUUGCCUGAAUCCCUGCCAUUCAAUCACAUGCAUCUGUCCUAAGAUCCAAGAUCUGCAGACUGACUUUCUUUUUCUUGCCUUGGACACACUUGGAUACACUUGGAGACGCGGUAAAUGGAGUGAGACAGUGUGUUUGUGUGUGCGCUGGCACUCCGCACAUAUGAAUUCUCCAUAACACUGUUAUCUCACCAUCUGCUACCUCGGCCGAACAGUCCACAGCCCAAACUCUAAAUGAAAAUAGCCAGAGAAGCCGGAUAAUCCCAGGGAUGCAUCCACACAUCUGCGGGAGACAAUAACAGGUCACCACACCCACUGGAAAGGGAUCCUCUUCUUCCUCUCUUAUUCCUUAACAUCUUCUCUCUCCCAGGAAAAGCAUUUAGUGACUUUAAACAGUUAAACAUUUAACAGCAUUACAUGGAGAGCAUUUUAGGGGAGGAGGCACAAGUACUAUAAUAAUAUGGGUCCUACUAAUGUAUUAAAUAAUCACAAACUGAGUCUUACUUACAUAAGUUGUGUUUUUUCAUCACUAAUGAAUCAUGACAUCAUUCUGGAUAAGUUGCUGUAUUUGUUAUUAUAUCUGUUAAUUGCGCAAACUUUUUUGAACUAUUGAAGGAACAAGUAAUGUAUAAGUUAAA
Molecule: messenger RNA, 3546 nt
Organism: Brienomyrus brachyistius
Lineage: Eukaryota; Metazoa; Chordata; Actinopteri; Osteoglossiformes; Mormyridae
Gene: gad3
Product: glutamate decarboxylase 3
Exons: 16
Coding region: 189-1847 (552 amino acids)
Biological process (GO): carboxylic acid metabolic process
Cellular component (GO): cytoplasm
Molecular function (GO): carboxy-lyase activity; pyridoxal phosphate binding
Source: RefSeq, a predicted model, not a curated record